AUGAGCGCGUGGCUCCCAAACUACCCUGGCCUAGGGCACGAAAACCAUGCUACCCCUCGCCGUGCUCCUCGAAAUCAACAGCCUGAUAAUGCACCACCUGUCCCCGAAGGAAACCCGACUGCUCCUACCCAAGAUACACCCUCGCAAAAACCAGUCAUAGAAUCUGUCACGUUUGGCUUGUCAACCUGGCCGGAGAAUGCAGCUUCAUUGAGAGCCUACCAAUGGCCUUCAGACCCAGGGAGAAAGAGAAUGGACCUGGUCUACAAAAUCCGCUUCGGCACAAUGACCUACGAGUUCAUUCUCUACUGGCAUCCGCCUCCAGGCUUGCAGGUUCCUCGCGAUAGACGGGCGGAACAAAGAUACCUGCAACACUUUGAAAACCUCUGGAGGGCGUCUCCCAACCCUGAGACGUCGCCCAGCUUCCUGCCAGUGCUGAAGCAGCUCGACGAGAUCAUUCUCCAAAGCAUGUACAGGAACAACGUCACUCUGGAUCGGCCCAUGACGAAUACUGAACCCUGGGUCUGCCAGAUCGUCGACCAGGACACGGGUCCAUUGCUGUAUGCGUUGCAGCGGACAGAAUUGUGGGCUGAUCACCGCCCGCGAGAGGUUCUCGCGGUUGCAGUCUACACGGAUUCUGGCAUUCAUGUCACCCACGAGAACCGGCCUGGCCUGUAA
This is a messenger RNA of Colletotrichum orchidophilum, 675 nucleotides long. RefSeq lists its product as uncharacterized. The transcript has a single exon. The coding region runs from base 1 to 675 and encodes 224 amino acids. Lineage: Eukaryota; Fungi; Ascomycota; Sordariomycetes; Glomerellales; Glomerellaceae. The record is from RefSeq and is a predicted model, not a curated record.